UAAACAAAAAAAUGUCAGCUGUUUGUUGUCAUCAUAAAAUUUUAAUAUUUUGAAAAACAAAUAAACGGGAGUUUAAAUAUUUCAAAUGUCAUCGUUUAAAAAUUAGUAUUCAAAAUUAAUUAGUUUAUUUACAUUAAUAUUUAUAUAUACAAAUAUGAAUAUAUCACGUAUAUUUAUUGUUUUUUAUUUUAUUUAUAUCAACCAAGUAAAUUGUUAUACAUUUGAAUGGAUUCAAUCGGCGUAUAAUAUUUUGAAGUGUCCGUUCGGCGACUGCUGUAAUGAUAAUUACGUACCGCAAAAUAUCACAGCAAUACGACAGGAGUUUGACGCGAAUCUCUUUGGUCAACAUGUUGCUCAGGAAGCAGUACUUAGUGCACUGGCUGCUCAUGUUGCGAUUAAAAAUCCUCCCAAGGCUCUGGCGAUGAGUUUCCAUGGAUUAGCUGGCACUGGAAAAAAUUUUGUUGUCAAAAUGAUAGCAAAUAAUUUUUUCAAACUAGGCUGUGAGAGCAAACACUUUCAAAUAUAUACCGGGCGAUUGGAAUUUAAAUUGAAGGAUAAAUUAAAUGAUUACAAGGACUCGUUGGUGGAGAAAAUAACAGAAACUCUUUUAAACUGUCCCAAGUCGAUGUUCGUUUUUGAUGAAGUAGACAUAAUGAUACCAGGAGUCCUAGAUGUACUGGUACCCUUUUUAGACCACGGACCAGUUCGUGUUAAUUACAGAGGAACAAAAAAAUCAGUCCAAACAAACAACGCGAUAUUUAUUAUCCUGUCAAAUACCGGAAGUCAUGAAAUAGCGAAGACGUUGAUAGAUUUACGUGCCCAGGGAAGAAGACGAUGUGAAACGAAGCUCGCGGACUUUGAAAGUCUGAUUGCUACGGGAGCUUUCAAUGAGAAAGGCGGACUGCAUCGCAGUGAUACCAUCAGUACCAGUUUGAUUGACCAUUAUGUCCCUUUUUUGCCUCUUGAGAAGCAGCAUGUCAGACAGUGUAUCAAAGCGGCGUUCAAAUUGAGAGAUAUCCUGCCCAGUGAAGAACAAAUUGAGGAAGCGAUGUCUCACGUCACCUUUGGAGACCAACCUUUUGAUCUGUACGCGAAAAACGGCUGCAAAAGAGUCGACCAAAAAGUCGCCAGCAUCGCGUACAGGCAAACUAAAUCCACUGGAUCUACUUCCCACAAAGAAUUAUAGACAUUUUUUACUUUUUAUAUAUUUUUUUUAUCACAUUUAAUAAAUAUCUUUU
Molecule: messenger RNA, 1238 nt
Organism: Microplitis mediator
Lineage: Eukaryota; Metazoa; Arthropoda; Insecta; Hymenoptera; Braconidae
Product: torsin-1A-like
Exons: 3
Coding region: 155-1186 (343 amino acids)
Biological process (GO): cellular response to misfolded protein
Molecular function (GO): ATP binding; ATP hydrolysis activity
Source: RefSeq, a predicted model, not a curated record